Messenger RNA from Rattus norvegicus (Norway rat), 1288 nucleotides. RefSeq names its product Transmembrane protein 276 (gene Tmem276). Bases 417 to 995 code for a protein of 192 amino acids. The transcript has 2 exons. The record is from RefSeq and is marked validated. Lineage: Eukaryota; Metazoa; Chordata; Mammalia; Rodentia; Muridae.
AGUUCUGCGUCUCCAGGUGCUGCGCGCUCCCUGUGGCAGGCUGGCCUUCGCUGCCGCUUCUUCCCUUCUCCGGCGUGGAAGACCGUAUAGGACCGUGCUCAGGCCAUAGCAAGAAACAGCUAGCUCCUCUUGCUGUUCCUAGUCCCUGGACUGACACCCCGCUUGGGCGCCAAGAUUCCAAUCCCAUUCCCCUUCCCCAGUAAAUUAGUCCUUCCUUGCAGGUGAGUCUAGUGACCUCAGGCUCCAAAAAGUUUGGAACUGAAUUUCCUCUAAUGUCUACUCCAAGGUCUCUGGAACUUGAGAUUCCUGAAGAGCUGCCCUAAGGACUCCGCGGAUCGUCAGACUCUGUGCGUACCUCUCUCCAAAUUUGAGGAUUCCUUACCUAUCUCCUCAAACUCACUACAGUUCAACGUGUCAUGGUUUCCAAACCCAGGAAUGAAUGGAGCACUGCCCUGUCCCACCUGGUGUUGGCAGGGGUGUCUCUGCAUGCAGCGGUGAGCUCUGUACAGUCCAGUCGAGGAGCAGCUGCUGGCUUCCUGCUGCAGACCUUAGCCGCCGUCAUUAUGUUGGCCCCAGAGCUGAACACACAUGAAGACUGUCUUGCUGGAGCUUGGGUUGCCACAGUCAUCGGUCUGCCUCUUCUGGCCUUUGAUUUUCACUGGGUGAAUGGGGACCGCUCUUCUGCCAACCUGCUUCUGGGAGGAGGCAUGGUGCUGGCAGUGGCUGGUGACCACCUUGGCCCUGAAGGAUGCUCUGUAGCUGGGCAGGCAGUACUGCUGGUGGUUGCAGUGACCAUCCUCAUUGUAGCUGUUUUCACAGCCAACACUUAUGGGAUGUGGGGGGGUGCCAUGCUGGGUGUGGCGGGCCUCUUGAGCCGGCUGGAAGAGGACAGGCUGCUACUGCUGCCAAAGGAGGAUGUCUGUCGUUGGGCCCUGGCUGCAGGUAGUUGGGCCUAUUGCCGGGCCUUGCACACACAGCGCCUGCAGUGGGAGUGACUGUGACACUGACAGCAACUCAGUGCUUCUGUGCCAGGUACUACUACUACCCCUCCUACCAGCCCACAUGUAGAGGCCCUCUCUCCUUGGGAUAAGCUAUCCUUCCUCUUAAAGCGAGCCUUUCUAGUUUCACUAAUGGGGCAAAACAUUCCUUCUCUGGUCAUGCAUGUGUGGAAGCUUACUUAAAUUAGAAGGCAAAGAACAGGUUUUAGGACACUUGGGGCCUGAUUCUGGGGGGAACAUGGUUGUGAGUCAGAGGCCCGAUUUCCAAUAAACAUUAGGAAUAUACAGGA